Messenger RNA from Aplysia californica (California sea hare), 6843 nucleotides. Its product is annotated as neuron navigator 2. Gene Ontology annotation, molecular function: ATP binding; ATP hydrolysis activity. Gene Ontology annotation, biological process: neurogenesis; nervous system development. NCBI's taxonomy places the organism in Eukaryota, Metazoa, Mollusca, Gastropoda, Aplysiida, Aplysiidae. The record is from RefSeq and is a predicted model, not a curated record.
UUGAGGAGUUCCUUCAGCAAGGCAUUCUCCCGUAAAAAAGGCAAGACGGGCUCCCUGUCUGACGUGGAGCCAGACUCCCACAGUCUCAGGUCCAACGCCUCGGCUCCGAACUCCCCCCUCAUGCAGCUGGGACACAUGGGCGCGCCCUCUAUGAAGGGGUCCCACUCCUCUGGGGCCUUGUGUGAUAAUGACGUGAACGCCCUGAAGCAAGCGCUGCGGGACAAGGACAUGAAGCUCACAGACAUCAGACUGGAGGCUCUUAGCUCCGCCCACCAGCUUGAGCAGUUGAGAGAGACCAUGACCAAGAUGAAGAAUGAAAUGAGUGCCUUGAAAGCUGACAAUGACCGGCUGCAGAGAAUGAUGUCCACCUCGUCGUCUUCGCGAACUUUGAACCUGUCCCAUGGGUCAAUGUCCCCCCACCCCACACGGACGAGUACGGACUCGCUUGACCGGUCGUUCAGCAUGACUGACCACAGCAGUCUUGAUAUGUUGCUAGCUGAGACAGCCGCCAACGACAGAGAUGGCAAACGAGUCACUGUCUCAGUGGUUUUGGGUUCAAAUCCCGACCCAACCCGCUCAGGCUUAGAUAAGCCCGGAGAAGUCCUCAUCGGGACCAUGUCGGUCAGCGGCAAGACAAAGUGGGACAUUCUCGACAAUGUGAUACGCAAGAUAUUUAAGGAGCACGUUCUCCGUGUUGACCCUGUGACCAACCUGGGCCUCAGUGCCGAGAGCGUCUACUCCUACGUGGUAGGGGAGGUAAGCCGGACCAAGGACUCGGAGCUGCCGGAGUUACUUCCCAUUGGCUACCUGGUUGGGGACACCACCCAGGUGGAAAUCUGCCUCAAAGGUACCAAACAGUCGUGUGUGGAUUCCCUGGCAUUUGAGACGAUGAUCCCGAAGACGAUCGUCCAACGCUACGUGUCUCUCCUGUUGGAGCAUCGCCGGAUCAUCCUUUGUGGCCCAAGUGGCACGGGGAAGACAUACCUGGCACAGAAACUGGCCGAGCAUGUCGUGUUGAGGUCUGGGCGGGAGUUGACCGCUGGAUCAGUGGCGACCUUCAACGUUGACCACAAGUCGGCCAAAGAGCUGCGUCAAUACCUGGCCAACAUCGCUGACCAGUGCGAGAACACAAAUGUCCACGCCCUCCCCUCGGCCAUUAUUCUGGACAAUCUCCACCACGUCAACUCACUGGCUGACGUCUUCAAUGGCUUCCUCAGCGUCAAGUAUCAGAAGUGCCCGUACAUUAUCGGCACGAUGAGCCAGUCCUCAUGUUCUACAACAAACCUUCAGCUACAUCACAACUUCAGGUUUGUGCUGUGUGCCAACCACAUGGAGGUCAAAGGGUUCCUGGGUCGAUUCCUGCGCCGUAAGCUGGUGGAGGCGGAGAUUCGAACCGGCAUCCGCAACAACGACCUGAACCGUGUGGUGGACUGGAUCCCCAAAGUGUGGGCUCACCUCAACAAGGCCCUGGAGUCUCACAGCUCGGCCGACGUCACGAUAGGUCCUCGGCUGUUUAUGUCAUGUCCCAUGGACAUCGGCGGUUCCCAGGUGUGGUUCACUGACCUCUGGAACUACACACUGGUGGAGACUGUGAGGGAGGGGCUACAGGUGUACGGUUGUCGCAGCGCGUGGGAAGACCCCACAGACUGGGUGCUGGAGACGUACCCCUGGCCAAACCGAGGCUCUGGCAACAGCCUCAUGCACAUCCGUGCUGACGACCUGGGCUACGAGCAGCAGACGCCGGGCUCACCCCAGGUGCUCACAGCAAAGACCAAGUCACCCGUCUCAGAGCAGCACAAGGACGGGGACCCGCUGGUCAAUAUGUUGAUGCGUCUGCAAGAGGCGGCGGGCACGUACAACAACGGCAACAACAACGCCAACACCACCACCCCGCUCACCAACAACGACACGGACAGCAUGGACAGUCACAACAGUAUACAAGACUUCUCCUCCAGCUCGGGCGUCGAGUCCAGGCUGUGAAACCUCUCACAAAAACUUGGGGACUACAGAUUCUGUGGUAAAAGUAAAGUUAAGCACCCCUCCACACACCCCUCGCCCACACCAGCACCAUCACCACAUCUUCAGGAGAUCACAGCCAGAUGCUUUCUGUUGGUGACCAUCCCACCACAACAUCUUCAGAAGUUAUGGCAAUCACAGCCAAGAUGUUUUCUGUUGGUCAAAGACAGCCUAACUGUAGCUGCAACCCCGCUGUGACACCCCAAAGUGAUCCUGGAUAUUGUGCAUGAGGUCAAUAACCUCGUACGUGGUGACCCCAGAUGUUUGUGCUCAAGGUCAGGCUGUUCAGAAUGGGAGGGACGGCAACUUUACUUUUACCGAUUUUCUCCUGGAGAGGGACGUUUUCAUAGACUGAACUUGCUGUUGACAUAAUUUUUGUUUUAUUUGUGGAAGUGUUUUGGAAAAUUUCUUCUGAACAUAGACAUCUGUCGGUGCAAUACAGCUUUAUUGAAUUAAAGCUUUUUGCUCUGAUCAUUGACACUUAAAUAUAAGCGGAUGAUUCGAGCAUUUGGAUUAUGUGAGAACGUUUUGUGCAAUAUUCAAGUGCAGGAGAGGCCAAUGACUAGAAAAUGUUUAAAGCGACAGAAAAAGAAAGACAAAUCCUGUGAUCUGAUGUGUACCAAGUGAUUCAUAUAAUAAUUUAUUUAUUGAUGGAAGCAAAAUGCUUAGAGAAAAAUUCUCGUGUUGCGGUUGCGUCUUGAAUUCACUUCAGGUCAAGUCCAGGACAGUUAUUUGUUUUGUUGAAGGCCUUUCUGUGUGUGUGGAUUGUUUCAGAUAUACUGAUUUUAACUUCUGUAGUUUUAGCUGGGGGGAGAGACUUGUCUACCAGCUGUGAAGGCAGUGUGGUGUCUGUCUCUUUAUGUCUAAAAAUUUGACGACAUAAGGUGUUUAUGAUGAAGACUUGUUCCUUUAGUUAUGUACCUACCCAGAACGUUUCCAGAAAUCCUGCUACUUCUAUUUUCUGCCCCCCCCAAACCUCCAACCCCCACCCUCCCCUCCCCCUUCCCCCAACCAAGUGUUUCCAGUCUGUUCCAAUGUGUUUGUUAUACCACUAGCAUGAUGAACAUGGCAGCAAAUCCAAACGGUCUCCCAGGAGAGUGAGGCUCUUCCAUCGUCCAGCUCCCUCAGUGUUGUCGUCAGUGUCAUGUCGUCAGUGUCAUGUUGUCAUAGUCCGCUCUGCUAGCUCUCUCUGUGUGUGCAACACCGCGUCUCAACGUCUGUGUGUGUGUACUACACGGCAUUUCUGCGUCUUUGUGUACCACACUGUGUCUUUGUGUGUGUGCAACACCUUCUCAUUACGUCUGUGUGUGUGUGUGAACAACACAGCAUUACUGCAUCUGUGUAUGUGUUCAACAUUGCAUUUCUGCAUUUAUGUGUGCGUGGGUACAAUACUGCGUCAUUGCAUCUGUGUUAGAAACUGCAACACCAGAUAGGUACCACCAUGCUGUAUGCUCAGAUCUUGUGGGUACUUUACUGUCAAGCUGUGAAUGUAUCUGCACAGUCACCAGCACUCCCUCAGCAGGGAGAGCAAGCAAACAGUCACUUUGAUUUAAAGCUGCAUAUAAAAUAUUGGUCCUUUUAGUACAUCCUAGGAUCUCAUUGGCACUAAGACUUUACUUUUAUGCUAUGAAUGUGCCAGCACAUUCGUAAAAGAGACUGCUGGUGUAAUGUAUUUUGACAUACCGAUACACAGAGGAGUGCUGUAGCUUUACUGUAAAGCUGUCAAUAUAUCACAACCAUUUAUGUGAUCUAGCGCUCGUGCUUCAAACGAUGCUCACUCGUAGUCUCUUCACAGGAUGCUUUGACACUGACCGACAAUGCUUGUGCUAUAAAUAGAUCUUUGCUCUGGACUCACCUUAAUGCUGUGGAUACGCUUGUAGUAUUGCCCAUUACAGAACCUGCUUUGUAAAUAUAUAAAUACACAUACAGCUGUAUUGUAACUAUUCUCUAUCUACCAAAUUCAUUGUGAUGAGAGUAACUUAUCUUACCCCCCCCCCCACUCCAUAUUCUGUUCUAAAAAUAUCACCAAAAAUGAUGUUUCUGCAAAGUAACACAUUUGUUUGAAGAGUCUUUUUUUAUUCUUGUUCUUCUUCGUUCAACCGUUUUCAAGCAUUCACGUUGAUGGAGAUAGAAGCUGAAGGCUUUCAGAAGUCUUGAUGUCGUCUGUACUAGAUCUGAUGUUGUUUAUCCUAACUGAAGAAAAGAAGAUGGCAGACUACAUGUGGCAGGUUUCCUGUUGUGAAACUGUUGUAAUGCAGUGUGCAGUGUCUUUACGACUCGAUUGCUCCACAACUGCUUGGCUCGGUUGCUAUGACGAUAUUUUCUCAACAGUUAAAGGUAUGCUGCUAUUUUUCUCAGAUCAUGAUCCCCCAUUACACAAUUAAUUAUGAUAACAUUUGACAUACUACUACUACUACUACUAUAACCUACUUCUGUAUUCUCGUAGCAAGUGAAGGAGGAAUGACUCCUGUCUGUAACGUCCAUCGCUGAUACUGGGUCCAGUUUGUGUAUAAAAUCUAUAUCUAGAUUAUUCUGUAAGCUACAAAAUCUAUAUUUAGAUUGUUCUGCGAGUGGCGGAUAGUUUUUUUUCCCACCCCCAAUGGGAUUCGACUGAAGCCAGACUUGUGUUCUGUAGAGAGGUGUACUCACCUACCACAUCCGGCAAUGUUUGCUGUUGCUAUGGAGAUGUCGCUAAAGAAGUUCUGACGCGUGUCACUUCCUCUCUGACGCUGUAACCUACGACGCUUGGAUCUGAUCUAUCUACUCAUUAUCAUAGCUUUGAGACAGAUAUUUUAUCCCCGAUGUUUAUCCGUGGUUUCCUCUCUUUCUCUCUCUCGUAUUCUGUACAUAUACUUAUUAUUAUUAUUGUUGUUGUUAUUAUUAUAUCAAAUGUUGUAAAUAGUGAUUGAUUAGACAUGUAAAAUUGUCCUAGUCCUUUUUUUUUCAAAUAAGUGCAAUGUUCCCAGAUAAUUUAAUAAGUUGUACGUAAGCCGUAUGUUUAUUGACAGCAGAUGAGUCUGGUUGAUUGGUAUGUUGGUAUUGUCUGGUUUUACGGGAUUAUCCUAACCUUUUCUGUGCAUUUAUUAUUAUAUUCUAUGGACUUAUUCAUUGAAAGGUUGACCCAUACGUCGCAUAAUUAAUGAGGGACUUCCCACUCAACUCUAGCCUACUUUUCUCUAUUGUCAUUAACGACUGUGCGUUCUCGCAUGCUAAGCAUGCGAACAUCAUAAAUAUUAUAAUCCUGAAUAAAGUAGCCAAUCAUAGAUUGAGAUUGCAGAGCUGUUACGUUGAGAAGCUGGGUUUUCUGUUUUGUGUAUGUAAAUUAUAUAAUGUGUGCUGGUCAAGAACAUUUUUCCCCCCUGUUGUUGAGACAUCCUGUUUGGAAAUGUAUACAUACAUUUAUCUGUUUAUGAAGACUGGCUGCGUGGGUGUUUUGGAUCUGUUGAACUUCUACGUAUAAUGUCAGUAUUUAUUGCUGGCAAGAUAUUUUUAAGCAUUUUACAGUUGCAAUAACAUUCAUGCAUAAUGCAUAUAGGUCUACUUGUUUUCCUAUUCAUUGUUCAAUCCUGAAAUGUCGGCUUGUUAAUUAUGUUCAUUGGUUGACCUGCGUCAAUUGUCUCCCCUGCUGGUUUUCAGAUAUCAAUUGUCUCCCGUGGAUAUUUUCAAACGUUAAUUAUGCCCACGUGUUCGUCAGUGGAUCAGUCAAGGGCAUCUAAAAUCAUUGUUUGUCUUUAUCUGUAGGAAGCAGAAACUGUUAAGGAAGAAAAUCACGAAACAUGUUUUUUGAUCUUCAACAUUGUUUGGUUUUAUUUUCAAGUCUAGUAGGAUGUUCAUUGAAAGAGGAUACCAAAAAACAGAAAUGCACGACAUUUAUUGUUCUGUAAAUUUUCUUCUAACAAGCUCUUAUUGAAUUCUUAAGGUGAAGAAUAUGAAUGAUUCUAUUGUGGGAAGAGGGGAAAACGAAGAAUUAAUUUUGUAUGGAUUGAAUUUUUCUUAAUAAUGAUAUAUGUUUAUAUUUAAGAAUUUCUUGACAUACAAGGAUAAAAACUAGUAUGGUUGGCCGACUGAAAACUCUAGUAGAGACAGGAAAGUAAUUGAAAAGUACCACUUGUCCUGUCGUUGAUUAGAUGCCAGUAAUCGAAAGGCAUGCUCAUAAUAAUAUGACCUUUUGCAGUUGCGAGUGCUGUAAAAUUCUUACUAAACUAAACAGUGAUCAACAUUAUAGGCCUACCAACAGACUCCAAUGUUUUCAGCGGUCAACGCUUUCUUCCUCCUCUCAGUGGAGAGUUGCUCGCUAUGUGCCGAACUGCUCACUUUAUUGAUGAUGUUUGUCUGAUGUAGGGUGCAAGUUGGGAGUCCUGUCAGCGUAUUAUAAUAUUAUAAUGUCUACCGUAGGAGAUCAAGUUCUAUCUCAUGUGCUGAUAUAAAUAUAUUAUGUGUGUUUAUCGUAGAAGCAAAAGGGGAUAAUAAUGAUACUCUUCUAGCCCAAAAAUUCCAUGAAAGGAAAGUUGUACACAAUAUGUAGAAUGAGAGAGAAGAAUGUUUCGUGUCCCGUCUUGUAAAACCUGUUGACCCGUGUCCAGCCACCCCCCCCCCCCCCCACACACCGCUGAGUGUCACCACCUGUCUGUCCAUCCACCACUGACCACCGGUGACUCUGAAAAGACCACCUAUAGCACGGUUAAGAAUUCGUGGCGCAACUUAAUGUGAAAUAUCUCCUUAACUGUCGAACAUAGAUUCUCCAACCUUCGCACAAUGACUAAUAUCAAUUUUGUCUGAACUGAUUUAUAUUUUUUUUCAAACUUCUGCACAUUGUAUUCUAAAAAA